Messenger RNA from Colletotrichum scovillei, 2097 nucleotides. RefSeq lists its product as uncharacterized. Gene Ontology annotation, molecular function: DNA-binding transcription factor activity, RNA polymerase II-specific; zinc ion binding. Gene Ontology annotation, biological process: regulation of DNA-templated transcription. The transcript has 10 exons. The record is from RefSeq and is a predicted model, not a curated record. The coding region runs from base 1 to 2097 and encodes 698 amino acids. NCBI's taxonomy places the organism in Eukaryota, Fungi, Ascomycota, Sordariomycetes, Glomerellales, Glomerellaceae.
AUGAGCACAAUGACAGAAGCCGUUGUACCUCCUGGCCCGGCUUCCGCAGCUAAGAAGAAGUUUGCUACCCCCCCGGUAAAGAUUGCGUGCCUCGCCUGUCGAGCUUCCCGUACACGAUGCGAUGGAGCAAGCCCAUGUGCUAGUUGUAAAAGCAGGGGACGCGAUUGCGUCUUCAAGCCCAGCAGAAGAGGCGGCGCCCGCGUGAGGCGAAAGCCGCGGCCGGCUGAAGAACUGGCCCAGCAGGUUCAGGCGUUCAAUGGCGAGAUGCCUCCAGACGAGGUCACUCAUCAAGAUCCCAUCUCUGUUCAAAACUAUAUCGACCCUGGCGCGGGCUUGAAGCAGUUGCAGGACUUCUUCCAAGACAGCGACUUCAUCUUCGAUACUCUCUUCAUGUCGGGCGUUCCUGGCAGUACCAGCGGCGAGAGCGCAUCCGAACACUCAUUUACCUUCCCGACGCCUCAAAUCCCAGUCGCCAGAACGUAUAAGAGUGACCAAGCCAUCCUCGAUGCGUACUACAUCUUUAUCCACCCCUUCUUCCCUAUUCUUCCUGCUCCUUCAGGCCUGCCCAUGGAUCAAGCUGUGCCGCAUUUCCAAAAUGACACGGAAGGCUUCGCAGACGAAUAUCAGCCAUCAACGCCGAUCAGUUUGGCCAUUUCUGCGAUCCUCGCGUUGAUUCCGUAUCACAACGAUACCAACCAUCUCAACAAGGAGUCGGUAGUUUUCCGUCGGAGGUAUGCGCAAUACCUAGCACAAUGCGCCAUCGAGAGCAUCGAGAUUGAAUCGGAAAUUCCGGAUUCGUCCAUUGAGCCACCCAAGGCACUCAACGAGUCUCCAGACGAUUUCCCCAGGCAGCAAUUCCACCCAGGUGUGCCUAUCGAGCUGGAGAGUGUCAUCGCUUUGGAUAUCCUCAGUGUCUAUGAGUAUGCGCAACGGGGCAACCUGAAGAAGAUGCAGGCACGAGCAGGCCAAGCCCUGGUUGCUGCCAUGUCUUUGUCCAUCCACACUUGCGCCGAAGAGGAUGCGUUCUCAGAAGCGAGGCGGAGAGUCUGGUGGAUGACGUACAUCUGCGUUUGUCAAGGAUCGAUUGUCAGCAAUUCGGAACCAACGUUCUCAGUGUUCACCCCAAGCUACACUGCCAAAUACCCCGUGAUACAGUCGGAUCCUGAGGCUUUUGCUGUCUAUAUCCAGGCACAGCAAGCGAUCCUGUCAGCAACCCAAUUUGUCAUCGAGCUAAACAAGACUGUAAAGUCCGGCGGUGACAUGGCACGAAUCUAUGCGCGCAUGAAGGAAAUGGAGGCAUACCUCGAACCCCUCAACACGAUGGCCGACUCUUGGAUCCUUCAGUCUACGACAACGACGCCACUGGAUCCUACGGAGGAGGUCUUGUCCCGCUCCCUCCGCUGCAUGGCUCGAAUCAAACUUAACAGCGCACGAAUCAAACUCCACCGAUAUUGCGCUUUCUUUGACAUGCCCGUCUUUUCCGGCAAGUACUGCGAUCUCAAGUCCAAAGCCGACAACGAUGCCAACAUGGAGCCACGGAGCUGGCCAUCAUGCUCUUGCAGCUCCAUGAUGAGCUUGCCAUCACCACCAGUGGCCAUAUCAAACGGAUCGACUACGCCACCGGGGAAGAAGUCUCCUCACUCGGAACAUUCGCCCAGCAGCCAAUCGCCAGCGACGUUUCCCUUUAGCAGUCAUCAGUCGGCCAAGAUCUGUCUCAAAGCGGCCAUCAACAUCUCACAAUCCUUUGAUGACCUGCCGUAUCCAAAUCCCUUUGGUCAACUAUGCCCCGCCCCUUGCUAUCUGGCCCCCACAUCAACAAUCGUUUGUCCGAGGACGAUGCCCUCGUUCGCUUGCUGUGCUAUGCAGUGCGCGUACGCGUUGCUUAUGGUCAAUCACAAGACCAAGGCCAUGUACCCGGAGAACGCACUAGCCACUCCGAUGGUGGAAAGCCUCCUGAUGCGACUGCAGACGGGGCUGGCCUCUAUCUCGGCGACACUGGAAAAUUAUGCCACGGCGUUUGAAGCACUCGGUGGGAUGCGCGACCAAAUUCGGAGUGUCAUCGAACCCACCAUGAUGUUUGACGGACCGGUCCAGUAA